CACAAUUUCUAAGAUUUUGUCCAAAUUGUCCACCUCUCCUUUAAUAUGAACACAAGACUCUCAAACAUGUAAACAUGGGUCGUCUACUACAAUUACACAUUAGUGAAAUUACACCCACCACACCAAGAAACCAAAAAUCAAAUGAAAUCAAAGGAGAAAAAGGAAAGAAACACGGGUCUAAUAAAUUUGCUUUUUAGAGGAAAGAAACGUAAAUACGUUACCUUUUUUAGUGUAAUCUGUUUUUAUUUUUAUGAUUUUUUCCCAUAUUUAUUAUGAAACCACUAUUUCCUAUAAAACCUCCAACUCUUUCUCUCAUUUUCACAUUUUUCACCAUUUUCCUACACUCCUUCCCCAUUUUUAAGCUACCCUUUUUCAUAUAAAACCAAAAUUUUUAAAUAUCCACAAAAAAAUCCUUAAUUAUAUUUUUUGUUGUCUUUUUUUUUUUUUUUUUCUCAUAAAAGUGUCUUUUGUAUAUUUUGUUCUUCAUAAAGAUUGAAUUUUUUUUCUGCCAUUUUAAUUUCUGAAAAAAAGUUUAUCUUUUUAUUUUCUGGGUAUUUGUUUUUUUGAAGAAAAAAAAAAUUAAAAAAUUAAAGCUAAAAAAACAUGAAGUUUUGCAAGACAUAUCAAGAGUACAUGCAAAAUUGGGAGAGAGAAUUUCCAGGAGUUGGAUUCAAAAAUUUGAAGAAAAUUCUGAAGAAAUGUAGGCAUGAUAUUGAUUCCCACAAUUCCUGUGAUGAUAAUGGUGAUUUAAUUCCUUCUAAUUGUCCUCAUCAAUGUCCUGUAUGCGAUGGUACAUUUUUUCCGUCACUUCUCAAAGAAAUGUCUGAUGUAGUGGGUUGUUUCAAUGAGCGUGCUCGAAAGUUGCUUGACUUGCAUUUAGCAACGGGUUUUAAGAAGUAUUAUGUAUGGUGUAAAGGAAAGCAGAACCAUGUAUCUUUGAUUCAGGAGGGGCAGGACCUUGUCACUUAUGCCAUGAUUAAUGCAAUUGCAGUUCGGAAAAUUUUGAAGAAAUAUGAUAAGGUUCAUUAUUCUAAGCAAGGUCAAGAAUUCAAAUCACGCGCUCAGAGUAUGCACGUUGAGAUCCUCCAAUCACCAUGGCUUAGUGAGCUCAUGGCCUUUCACAUUAAUUUAAGGGAUAAAAAGGCAAAGGCAAGAACGGGAGCUAAUUUUUUUGAGGGCUGCGCUCUUAAAUUUACAGAUGGAAAGCCGUCGCUGACUUGUGAGCUCUUUGAUUCUGUGAAGGUGGAUCUUGACUUGACUUGUUCUAUUUGUUUGGAUACAGUGUUUGACCCUGUUGCUCUUACCUGUGGCCAUAUAUUCUGCUACAUUUGUGCCUGCAAUGCUGCAUCUGUGACUAUAGUUGACGGACUGCAGGUCACAUCUCCAAAGGAGAAGUGUCCAUUGUGCCGAGAGGCUGGGGUCUACGAGGGCGCUCUGCACUUGGAGGAGCUUAAUAUAUUAUUGAGCCGAAGGUGCCAUGAGUACUGGGAAGAGAGACUUCAGUCGGAAAGGUUGGAGAGGAUAAAGCAAGCUAAAGAACACUGGGAAUUUCAGUGCCGAGCUUUCAUGGGUGUUUGAACUAAAUUGCAGGUGCUGAUUCCAUCAGCCUUGUUAGGUGAUCGACCUUUUGGAUUUAGCUAUUUGGAUUUGCUUUAAUUUGAUUGUUGAAAGCCUUGGGCCUUUACCCUGGUGCAUAAUAGCUUUGUCUGUAAAAUAAAAACUUUUUAACCAAUAAGAUACUUGAUUGAGUGAUCGGACAGCAAUCCUUGGUUGGACUGUAGAGUGUUUUAGGCAACCUCCAUUUUAAGGUAUUCAGAAAAGAAUCCAUUUCUCUGGUUG
This is a messenger RNA of Chenopodium quinoa (quinoa), 1839 nucleotides long. RefSeq names its product probable E3 ubiquitin-protein ligase BAH1-like 1. The transcript has 6 exons. Lineage: Eukaryota; Viridiplantae; Streptophyta; Magnoliopsida; Caryophyllales; Amaranthaceae. Gene Ontology annotation, molecular function: metal ion binding. The coding region runs from base 604 to 1578 and encodes 324 amino acids. The record is from RefSeq and is a predicted model, not a curated record.